This is a messenger RNA of Impatiens glandulifera, 933 nucleotides long. Its product is annotated as transcription initiation factor TFIID subunit 9-like. The transcript has 3 exons. Gene Ontology annotation, molecular function: transcription coactivator activity; RNA polymerase II general transcription initiation factor activity; protein heterodimerization activity. Gene Ontology annotation, biological process: DNA-templated transcription initiation; RNA polymerase II preinitiation complex assembly. The record is from RefSeq and is a predicted model, not a curated record. Gene Ontology annotation, cellular component: SAGA complex; transcription factor TFIID complex. NCBI's taxonomy places the organism in Eukaryota, Viridiplantae, Streptophyta, Magnoliopsida, Ericales, Balsaminaceae. The coding region runs from base 182 to 757 and encodes 191 amino acids.
UUCAUUCCUCUCUGUUUCACUAAUCGGCCUUGUUUGAAGUGGAUUCAAUCGAUUGAAGCUGUUCUCAGUCCACUUAAGGAGCAGAUCUCUCUCUCUCUUUCUCGAUUGAUUGAAGUUUCAAUAGAUUGCCCGUUUCCUUCGCCGUAGACUUGCCAACAUCUACGCUUUCUUAGCAGAGACAAUGGCAGAUAGGGAUGAAGAUAUUCCAAGGGAUGCAAAGAUUGUUAAAGCAUUGCUGAAGUCAAUGGGAGUAGAAGAUUAUGAGCCUAGAGUUGUUCAACAGUUCCUGGAGCUGUGGUAUCGUUAUGUAGUUGACGUGUUGUCUGAUUCACAAGUCUAUUCAGAACACGCGGGGAAGGUUGCAAUCGACAGUGAUGACAUCAAACUAGCUAUUCAGUCCAAAGUGAACUUUAGUUUCUCACAACCCCCGCCACGCGAGGAUUUGCUCGAGUUGGCAAGGAAUAGGAACAAAAUCCCAUUGCCAAAGAUAGUGCCAGGACCGGGUAUACCACUCCCAAAUGAGCAGGAUACUUUGAUUAACCCAAAUUACCAACUUGCCAUCACAAGAAAGUUAGCGGAGCAGGCAUUGGAAGAAACAGAGGAGGAUGAGGAUGAAGAGAUGGCGGAUCCUGAUCCCGAACCUAAUCCUGAGCCUAAUCCCAACUCUACAAAGGAACAUCACGACACAGAAAUGCCACAAAGUAGAACAACACCUCUGAGAGUAUCCUUUCCCCUUGGUGACAAACGACCGAGGUAAAGUAAGUAAGUAAGUUCAAUCAAGACAACUUAUUUGCAAAUCACAUUCCUGUAUAAUUUGUAAUCGGCAAUACUUGUUGAACUUAUUGCUCUCUCCUAUGUCACCUUAAACUUUCAACUUUUCCUUUUUUAUUAUUAGUAAUUGCAAGUUCAAGGAAAAAGUUUAGAUGUGUACUA